CGAUCGAUCGAUAAUUUGAUUUUUGUCGAAAUACUAUCAAAACGCUCGAUUUUAAAUCGUGAACUUUCUAGCGAUCGAAAUAUGGAUUUUUUCCGGAAUGGGAUGUUACAUCCCUCGCCAUCGUUGUCUCGUCGAGGCCUUCCCUCGCCGACCUUGUCUCCGGCCUCCCCUCUCCGUGACUCCGCCUCUCGCGACUCCGGACUUCCCUUUCCGCCCCUCCGCCUCCUCUUCCCAUAUCGCCGGUUGACAAUCUCAACCAUCAAAACUUCUCCCUCCAGAACUCUCUUACUGCCUUUGUCCAGCUCUCCACCUCAAUCGCCGCCUGCCCGCCAUCGACCUCCCAGUCCCAACUCACCCUCCGUCAUUGAAUCAGCCGUAGAGAGCAGCGUUAGUCGGAAGGAGUCGACGGAAGUAGAUCUAGCUCCAUGCAUGUUUGGGUUGCUUGCCGAAUCUGCCAGAUCUACCUCGUCGUCGCCAAUUGACAUCCCCAGACUACUCGAUCUACCUCGUCAUCGUCGCCAAUCGCAAGUCCAGAGUGGCUCCGGCGACUAUCUCUUCUUCGUCAACGAUGAUUAGGAUUUGAGGGAGUUCCCACCCCCAGUCCCCACCAUUCGUCAUCAGCACAUCUGGUAAUCGGGUACCCGGAAAAUAACCGCAUCCACAGCAAUCGGUAAUCGGUUUACCGAAGGAAUUCUGGUAUCGGCAAACGGCGGGGCUGACAUGCUUCUCGGUAUACCGAUAACCGGUUAGGCAGUUACCAGUUUAACCAAUAACCGACCGAUUACCAGCCCUAGUUUUUGUUGUUCUUUGCAACCUCAGUUCACUGUGCCUUGUAGAAAUACAGUGAAGAAGGAUAUAUUGGGACUGUAUGGGGCUGAAAGGGAUAAAUUUCAGAAGCUAAUUAAUGGUAAUCUUGGUA
This is a messenger RNA of Linum trigynum, 919 nucleotides long. NCBI's taxonomy places the organism in Eukaryota, Viridiplantae, Streptophyta, Magnoliopsida, Malpighiales, Linaceae. The record is from the annotation of a GenBank genome assembly.